GAACGUGCGGAGAAAAUAUUUUUUAGAUUAGUUGUCCAUCAAUGACUUUAUAAAUUUAAAAUUAAUGUAACAAUAUUCAGAGAAUGUUUCAAAUAGGAAUGUUAGUGAAUAUUAAAUUGACAUAAGUUAAUUUAGAAUAUUAGUUCAAACAACUUCUCACAUUUUGAAACCCUUCUAAGUACGCAAAUAUGAAUACCAACACUACAAAAUCUGGUACUCCACAAACUCCAUCCAGCCUAUUAAAAAAAUUAAGCAGAGUAUCCAUAUCCGAACAGCGCGAUUGGAGUGUAACAAAGAAUGAAGGAUCAAAAUUGCUCCUAAAGAGAGCUAUUUUAGCAGAGAAAACGGAUAAAAGUUCUCCAAAGAAAACAACCCCUAAAUCCAAAACAAAAUUAUCAGAGACACCUAGAAGCUCCAAAAAAGUAAGCCAAAGAAAUCUUGAGGAAGUGCUGUUGAUGGAAUUACAAGAAAAUUCGGAUGAUGAAUUACCAACUUUAAUAAUAAAACAGCAUACUCUCACAACUCCGAAAAGAAAGCAGUCAUUAUCAAAAAUUAGCGAUGACACUCCUAAGAAGAUCUUAACAUUCAAUGAUGAGCAAAAAGGUACUUAUGCAACAAGAUCAGGACGUAUAACCAAACAACCAAUAAACUAUCUAGAAGGUGAAAUAUCACCAGUGAAACGUACCCCCAGAAAACCUGUCAGAAAGUUUUCGGAGAGCGAUGAUGACUUUACACCUUUAAAGACACCAAAAACACCUAGUACAUCGAAAACACCAAGAAUUACAAAAACACCUAGAUCCCAAGCAAAGAGUGUAUCCAAAAGAAUAUUAGUUAAUCAAUUAACACCAACCCUACGUGCUAGGAUUCACUCAGUUGACAAUAUUUGUGAUUAUGUAAAUGAGAACAAAGCAUUGCCAGGCAGAGAAAGUCAAAUGGAUGAAAUUCUUUCAUUUGUUAGAUCAAAACUUUUAGAUGGGACUAGUGGGUGCAUAUACAUAUCAGGAGUACCAGGUACAGGUAAAACUGCAACAGUGUCUUCAGCUCUGCAGAUCUUAAAAAAAGAAGUUAAUCUACCAGAAUUCCAGCUGGUUGAGGUCAACGGCAUGAGAUUAGCUGAACCAAGGCAGGCCUUUGUUCAGAUAUACAAACAGUUAACUGGUAAAUCAGUAGUAUGGGAGCAGGCUUGCUCAUUACUUGAGAAGAGAUUUACUAAUAUGGGCCCAAGAAGAACCCCUACUGUUUUACUUGUUGAUGAAUUGGAUGCUCUGUGUACCAGAAGACAAGAUGUUCUCUACAGCAUAAUGGAAUGGGCGUCUCAUAAUACUGCUCUACUCACAGUGCUAGCCGUGGCCAACACAAUGGACUUACCGGAGAGAGCAUUAGCAUCUCGUGUGGCGUCGAGACUGGGUCUAACCAGACUGACCUUUCCCCCUUACACUCACACACAGCUUCAAAAGAUAGUGGCUACUCGACUAGCUGGAGCUAAUGUUACUCCUGAUGCUGUGCAGUUAAUCGCAAGGAAAGUCGCUUCGGUAUCUGGUGACGCUCGUCGUGCCCUCACCUUGUGCUCGCGAGCGCUAGAGCUGGCCGGACCUGAAGGCGCCGGGCUGAAGGAAGUGCAGCAAGCACUAGCCGAAGCUGCUUCUAGCGCGCCCGUUAGAGCCAUCAAAAGCUGCUCCCCUGCUGAAAGACUCAUGCUCAGAGCUGUAGCUGCUGAGGUCGAAAGAACAGGGUCGGAUGAAACUACUUUAUCAAGAGCUCUGGCAACUGCUGCUGCCAUCAUAGCACUAGACGGGCGCCCAUACAGAUCUGCACCCAACAUUCGAGCUCCCACGCCCUCACAAGCGCAAGCUAUAUGUGCUAGACUUGGCGCUAUGAGAUUAUUGUUAUUGGAGCCUAAACCGACUGAGCCCAGGCUACUGUUGAAUGUUAGUCCCGAUGACGUGCAUUACGCGACAAGACAAAUAACCGCCUAGAAUUUCGCAGAAAAUUCUAGUAACAUUUGAAGAUUUCUCAGAGAUUCAAGCAUGGUACCUGACGUAGAAUUGAAAUCGGUCAAAUCAAACUACUUGAGGUUUUAAUAACAUAAAAAUGUCAAUAUUUAUUUUCUUUUGCUAAUUAUUAAAUGUGAUCAGUUUGAGCUGUGGUAACACAAAAAUUUAAUUUAAGAUAUAAUUUUGUUGAAUGUGGAAUUUAAUGUGUGUGUAAACAAUAAUUACUGUAAGUGAAAAAUCUGUGCUGGUCACAACGCCAUUAAUGAUAAUAAAUUAAGAAUGACAUUAAGAGAUUUUUUAAGGAGCGUUUUAUUGGAUUCCGAGGAAACAUGGAUUUUGUUUGUCCCCACAGAAGUAUUAUCUGUUUCUUCAUUCAGCAAUGAGGUGGAAAAA
This is a messenger RNA of Bombyx mandarina (wild silkworm), 2387 nucleotides long. RefSeq names its product origin recognition complex subunit 1 (gene Orc1). NCBI's taxonomy places the organism in Eukaryota, Metazoa, Arthropoda, Insecta, Lepidoptera, Bombycidae. Gene Ontology annotation, biological process: DNA replication initiation; mitotic DNA replication checkpoint signaling. Gene Ontology annotation, molecular function: ATP hydrolysis activity; ATP binding; DNA replication origin binding. Gene Ontology annotation, cellular component: nuclear origin of replication recognition complex. The record is from RefSeq and is a predicted model, not a curated record.